GCACCUGGCCUCACGAAGGCAGGAAGCAGCCCCAGGAGUGCGACACUGACCCUCGGCCUUUGCAGUCAGAUGUCAUCCAUCAGAGCGUGUUCGAGCUGAUCCACAAGGAAGACAGAGCCCUGUUCCAGAGCCAGUUGCUCUGGCCUCCAGGCACAGCACCCAUCGGCAGAGAGGGAGAGCACGACACCCACCCUAUGUCUGCAAAGAAGUUUCUUCCACUCAGCGGUGCCCCCACUGACAACCUGCAGCAUCUGCCUUUGGAAGACCCCGCCUAUCUUGAAAGAAGCUUUGUCUGUCGGUUCCGCUGCCUGCUGGACAAUUCUUCUGGGUUUCUGGAGUUGAAUUUCCAUGGCCAUCUUAAAUUCCUCCCUGGGCAGAACAAGAGGUCAGAAGACGGCAUCCUCGAGUCUCCUCAACUCACCCUGUUUGCUAUUGCAACGCCUCACCAACCACUUACUAUCCUGGAACUCCAAAGCAAAACAGUCCUAUUUCAAACAAAACACAAACUGGAUUUCACACCUGUAGCCUGUGAUUCCAGAGCAAAGGCGGUCCUGGGCUACACGGACAGCGAGCUCUGCAGGCAAGGAUCUGGCUACCAAUUCAUCCACGCAGCCGACGCCGCGUACUGCGCUGAGAAUCACGUGCGCAGUGAGUCCGGGAGGCGCUCUCGGCCCGCCCGCCCCGGGAGCCGGGGCCUCGCGGCGUCCACCGCCUCCGUCCACCGCCUCCGCGGCUCCGACCGCCGGCUGCCCCUCCCCGGGGCGGGCUCCCGGGUCUGGGGGGCGGGCAGGGGGCGCCGAGGCUCCCCUGAGCGCGCCGGUCUCUCCGCAGUGAUGAGGACCGGCGAGAGCGGGCUCACGGUGUUCCGGCUGCUCACCAAGCGGGCCGGCUGGCUGUGGGUGCAGUCCAACGCCCACCUGCUCUUCCGCGACGGCCGGCCCGACGGCAUCGUGGCGCGACAGCGGGCCCUGACGUAAGUGAGGGGCCGCCGUAAACGGGGCUUGUCGUAAACGGGGCCCCGACGGAAGAGAAGCUGGGAAAGCAGCGCCGGAUUAAGGGCCGCGAGGUAGGCGAGGGCGCUGCGGGAGGCGGGGGCCCAGCGCCCUGUGAGCGGAGCUCGGUCCUCCUUCUGCAGGGAGUCGGCCCCUCCGAGGUCCUCCGGACUCCGUGAGGCAGAGCGGGGUGGGGGUGUUUCUCCAGACCGUAGACGACAGGCUUCGUCCCCAUGGGCUCAGUUGCGCCACCUGUAGAGAGAGUAGGAGUGAUGCACAGGAACCAGCCCGGUAAGUAUGCCUUGCCCCCCAGUGGCUGGCAGAGUUGGGCGCGAAAACCUGCACGUGGCUUCGCCCGCCUCUCUGCUGAGCCGUUAAUCCAAGCGCGUCCAUGCGCUCUCUUUCCCUGAGGGAACCCCAGAGAGGGGGUUAUCUGCUUCUGCGCCUCGUGCGCUUCCUCACAUCCUUCUGGUUCACAGAUCCUUAUCCUCGGGCCUCCUAGACCAGUACCACAGUGGUUGCUCGCGAGGCGGCCCUGAAUACAAGUUGCAGAAAAUCCCAAGGCUCCAUUUGCCCAGAUUUCAAACUCUGAAUAUAGUCUUCCAUCCACUGUAUUCAAAAGAAGUAGCAGUGCUCCAUUGCACUCAGCAAAAAUCUAUUUACCUUUCUUCCACAAUGCAAUUCUUCAACCUGCCUUCUCCACUUCUUGUUCACCUGCUUCUGCUGUGACUCUGUGACACGUGGCUUUUGGGGGGGAAGAGUAUCAAAGCAAUCCCUCUGUAGGCUCUUCAGUGUGGCAGGCUGAUUACAGCCUCUAGCACACUUCCUGAGUAACAGAGCAGUGGCCCCUCAUUCAUGCCCACUCUGUUGUCAGCAUGUAAUGUGCAACAUAUUUGCAAACUGUGAUGUGCAUGCAAGAAGACUCCAAUUAUUGUUCAUUCUUUUUUAUGUUGCUAGCGUGUCUGACAAACAAAUGUUCUCUCCUAGCUUGUGGACCCGCAUGACUGGACCCCAUUUGGGUCUGUGGCAUGUGUGUAUGAGGUGGGUGGUCGGGAUUGGAAAUAUAGUGAAUGAUGAUUGAGCCCAAAUAAAUUAUCCAGUCCAGGUCUCAUUAGCACCAUAUUCUGAAGAGUGACCAGAGAUCCAGUAAUGCCAAGCUAUGCCACAUAUAACAAACUUUCCUGCCUUCUGAGCCUGCAACCUUGCUGAGUAAUACUCAGGGGAAAUUAAAGAACUGUGUCAAACAACUUGGAUUCUGAGCCCGAUUCCACUCUGGCCUCAGAAAAGUACCCCAUAAGUGUGCCUCAGUUUAUUGUCUUGCAAAAAUAAGAGGGCUUUAGUGUGUUUUUUCUGUGAGUCUUACCAGCUUUCUUUGGAUUCACGAUGCAAGAAGUUCAGGGACCAAUGGCAUCAUUGGCUAAUAUUUGUUUCACUGAAUGUGUUAGCAACACUUACCCAUUGUAGAAAGUGAAAAACAUUGCAAAAGUGAAAUAAAAAUCAGCUGUUAUCAAAUUUCCAUUUGUGGCUCAGUAGUUAAGAACCCACCAUAGUGUCUGUGAGGAUGUGGGUUCAAUACCUGGUCUCGCUCAGUGGGAUAAGGAUCCAGCAUUGCCACAGAGUAGAUCGCAGAUGCAGCUCAGAUCCAGUGUUGCUGUGGCUGUGAUGUAGGCCUACAAUUGCAGUUCCGAUUUGACCCCUGGCCUGGGUACUUCCAUAUGCUGCAGGUGCAGGCGUUAAAAAAAAAAA
Molecule: messenger RNA, 2738 nt
Organism: Phacochoerus africanus (Common warthog)
Lineage: Eukaryota; Metazoa; Chordata; Mammalia; Artiodactyla; Suidae
Product: aryl hydrocarbon receptor-like
Exons: 4
Coding region: 195-977 (260 amino acids)
Biological process (GO): regulation of transcription by RNA polymerase II
Cellular component (GO): nucleus; aryl hydrocarbon receptor complex
Molecular function (GO): nuclear receptor activity; transcription cis-regulatory region binding
Source: RefSeq, a predicted model, not a curated record